Messenger RNA from Raphanus sativus (radish), 2027 nucleotides. RefSeq names its product BTB/POZ domain-containing protein At5g60050. The record is from RefSeq and is a predicted model, not a curated record. The coding region runs from base 334 to 1839 and encodes 501 amino acids. Gene Ontology annotation, molecular function: protein binding. The transcript has a single exon. NCBI's taxonomy places the organism in Eukaryota, Viridiplantae, Streptophyta, Magnoliopsida, Brassicales, Brassicaceae.
GCCAUUGCAACUGUUUUGUAUUUGUAUUUUUGUAACCUCAGAUCCAAAGUCCUCUCACUUCUUCUUGGAUUCUGAUUCAUUUUCCAACUCUCUCCUUCUUUCUUUCUUUACUCUUUCACUUUCCCAAGGAAAAAAAAAUUACAAAUUUCCAGAAUUUUCUUUUGUCUCUUUCUUCACUCGAAGAUCGUUCUCAUCUCCCUUUCUUUGUUUUUCUUCUCGUCUCAUUCUUUCAGAUAUCACCCAAAAACACUUUCGCUAACUUUCCCGCGAAAAUUCUCUCUGAUACUUUUCCCGGGAAUCUUCGAGAAAAGUUUGAGACUUUACUUUCUUUCAAUGGCGUCAAGAGAAGUAUCAGCCAUGAUCAAACACGGGUUCAUCGCAGAUCCUUCUCUCUCUUUCUCUCCUUCAAGAACCAACUCACCAGCCAAACACUCCUCCUCUCCUCCACCACCACCACCGUCUCCGCCUCCUCCUCCUCCUCCGCCGUUGAACGAGCCUACUCACUCGAACCCGACCCUUUUCGACAUGAUGUCAGAGGAGCACCACCGCGAGCAUCCGCCGCGGAGGAAGUCCCACGCGCGCGUAGCUCAGAUCAUGUCCGAGUUCAAGAACGGCGUCGUUUACGACCUCGGCCUCCCCAGCGACGUCAAGCUGACCGUGGUGGGGAGAGACGGGUACAGAGUCACCAUGGACGUUCACAGGAAGGUUCUGUCCGAGAAGAGCAGGUUUUUCAUGGAGAAGAUGAGUUGUAGGAGAGAGAAAGGAGUUUCUCACGUGGUGGAGAUUAGCGAGUGCGAUGACGUCGAGAUCUAUGUGGAGACUGUCGUCUUGAUGUACUGCGAUGAUCUCAAGAAGAAGCUGGUCGGUGAGAACGUCGUCAAGAUCUUGGCUUUGCUCAAGGUGAGUGCUGCUAUAUCGUUUGACGAGGGAGUGGUGUCGUGUUUGGAGCAUUUGGAAGCUGCUCCGUGGUCUGAAGACGAAGAAGAGGUCGUUGUGUCGUGUCUUGAUGAGCUUCAUCUUCCUGAGGACUCGGUCGCUUUGAUUCUUCAGAGAGUUUCGUCUGAACCGAGGAGAGCUAGAACGGAUGAUGAUAUCUUCUUGAAGCUUCUCACUGGUGUGCUACAGGCGAAAGAUGAUAAAGCUAGACGAGAGAUGAAAGUGUUGAUCUUUAAGUUGGUUCGAGAAGAAGCUGACCGUGAAGUCUCUAAAGACACUCUCUACGGUCUGUGCCAUAGAUGUCUCACCUCUCUCGUCCUCUGCUUAUCUGAGGUGACCACGCAGAUGAAUGAUCCGGGGAAAGACCGUGGUGCUCUCAUGGGAGAGAUCGCUAGAGAAGCUGAUAACAUGCUGUGGAUGGUGGAUAUACUGAUCGAGAAGAAGAUGUGCGAUGAGUUUGUGAAGCUAUGGGCGGAUCAGAAGGAGCUAGCGGAUCUCCACUCCAAGAUACCUACCAUGUAUAGGCACGAGAUAAGCAAGAUCACUGCGCAGAUAUGCGUUGGUAUCGGUAGAGGAAGGAUCUUGGUGAACCGUGAGACUAGGUUUGCGGUUUUGAACACGUGGUUGGAGGCUUUGUAUGAUGACUUUGGGUGGAUGAGACGGGUAUCGUCGAGGUCUCUUGAUAGGAAGCUGGUGGAGGAUGGACUCAGCCAGACUAUACUGACCUUGUCGUUGAGGCAACAGCAGGUGAUUCUGAUGAAGUGGUUUGAUCGGUUUCUGAGCAAAGGUGAUGAUUGCCCGAAUGUUCAACGAGCCUUUGAGGUCUGGUGGAGAAGAGCUUUCAUAAGACAGGUUAUAGCAGAGCCGGAUGCAUCACAGCUGCAGAUGACACUCUAUGACUAAUAACUCAAAUAGAAUAAGAUUGUUACCCCUCAAAAUAUUAUAUCUUUGUUUUUUUUUUUUUUGGUUGGUAGAGUGUUGUUACUGUUUGUGACUUUCCAAUGCGAAACAAAGGUUCAAAAGAAAAUGCCUCGAAAGAUAUUUAGUAUCUAAGCAAUGAUCAGAUCAGAACAGAAGAAAAAAAAGAAAAA